Messenger RNA from Oryzias melastigma (Indian medaka), 3534 nucleotides. It is a transcript of the gene ikzf1, whose product is annotated as IKAROS family zinc finger 1 (Ikaros). The transcript has 5 exons. Gene Ontology annotation, biological process: regulation of transcription by RNA polymerase II. Gene Ontology annotation, molecular function: DNA-binding transcription factor activity; RNA polymerase II cis-regulatory region sequence-specific DNA binding. The record is from RefSeq and is a predicted model, not a curated record. NCBI's taxonomy places the organism in Eukaryota, Metazoa, Chordata, Actinopteri, Beloniformes, Adrianichthyidae. Bases 1239 to 2582 code for a protein of 447 amino acids.
UGUGUUAAAAAUAUAAGGAAGAUGAAAAAACAAACUGAUUUAAUUGACAAAUGCUUCUUUACAGCGUUUCUAAUUAUGUUCCCUACUGACUGUGAAAAAAAAUUCAGUUAAAGGCUGUUUUACAAUUCCUUUCCCAUGCUUCCCUUUCUGUCACUUCUCCAUAAUUCUUGGUAUUUCAGUUAGACAGGCCCUCUUUCUAAAGCUUCCCCUUUUCCAUGGAUUCCUAUUUUUCAUGAUCUCCACUUCUUCCUCUUCACUUGUACAAACAGAGGUAGAUACAUGGGGAAAUCAGGCUGCCACUGAGACAUGCAAACCACAGGUUGGUUGUUGUUACACGAUCUGUCAGUUCUCUUUAAGUAUUUCUAAACGUCCACCGGUGGGAAAUUCAGGAGCAAAGAAGGCCUCUCUUGAAUAUUUUCUGCUGGUAGUCAUUUUGGGUUUUCUUGUUAAUGUCGAUUUUAUUUAAAUAAUUCAGGAAAUGCUGAUUUAUUUUUUGUAAAAAUGAAAAAGAAUAGAUGUUAAAAUAGAGCGACUGCUUGUCUCUGCUCAUGCUCUCACUUAGACUGCGCUGGUCCCUAGUUUCACACGGCUUCCUGUGUCUCUGUUUCCUGUUUAUCUUGCUGUCAUUUGUUUCACAUAAGUGUGAUGGUGUGAGAUGAUCGCCAUAUUUCCUCAUCUUAUCACUGACAUCCUCAAACAGCUUGCAUGCAAUUCACCUGCUCAUCCUUCGGCAGCAGACUGCUUUGACGCAGUGCAGAUGAGGCUCAUGUGGAUCUGGGUUGAUGAAUUUUAUGAUUCGAAAUUCACAAAAUUUCCAGAAUGAAAGGAACGUUUCUGAAGUUUUAAUGCAGAAGCAGUUACACGAGGCUUUCACAAGAUGCCCUGCAGGAUGUCUGUCCACACUACACACCAUGUUUUAGAUAAAGACAGAAAAUCAGGCCAAAUUUCUUUUUUUUUUAGCGUUCAAAUAAACAAUUUUUCAUUCAUAAAUGGGGAAAAUGUUCAAUAAAAUUAGUUUUCACAAACAAAAAGACAACAUUUAAAUAAUUAAAAGCACCUUUAGAUGACAGAAAAGCUUCAACACUUCUUACAGAACAUCUAAGAAAAUGCCCAUCUUGGACAUGAUGACAGAACUAUUCUAAACCGUGGCCCCCCCACCCCCUUGCCCUCCCUCUUUUCCAGCCUGUAACAUUAAAGUUGAGGCUCGCAGUGAUGAGGAGAAUGGGCUGGCCUGUGACAUGAAUGGCGAGGAGGAGGAGGAGUGCGUGGAAGACUUGCGUGUGGUCGAUUCCUCGGGGGCCAAGGUGAACGGCUCACAGCCGAGCCCCGAAGCCAAGGCCUUCUCCUCGGCUGGCGGUAUCCGGCUGCCCAACGGGAAGCUCAAGUGUGAUAUCUGUGGGAUAGUUUGCAUUGGGCCCAAUGUGUUGAUGGUGCACAAGCGAAGCCACACUGGAGAACGUCCAUUCCAGUGCAGCCAGUGUGGUGCGUCUUUCACCCAGAAGGGCAACCUGCUGCGUCACAUCAAACUCCACUCAGGAGAGAAGCCCUUCAAGUGUCAUCUGUGCAGCUACGCCUGUCGCAGGAGGGACGCCCUCACCGGACAUCUUCGUACCCACUCGGUUGGAAAACCCCACAAAUGUGCCUACUGUGGGCGGAGUUAUAAGCAACGCAGUUCUCUUGAGGAGCACAAAGAGAGAUGUCACAACUACCUGCAAUGCAUGGGACUGCAAAACAGCAUCUACACAGUAGUAAAGGAAGAAAGCAACCAGAAUGAGCAGAGGGAAGACUUAAGCCAGACGGGAUCUGACAGAGCCUUGGUGCUAGACAGAUUAGCUAAUAAUGUAGCUAAGCGUAAGAGCACUAUGCCCCAGAAGUUUGUGGGAGACAAACGUCUCUCCGAUCUGUCUUACGACGGAGCAGCAGGGGAGCUGAUCCAGCCGCAUGUCAUUGACCAGGCAAUCAACAGCGCCAUCAGCUACUUGGGGGCUGAAUCCCUCCGGCCUCUGGUCCAGACAUCCCCAGCCUCCUCAGAUGUGGGUCUCUCAUCUUUGUAUGCCCUCCACAAGCCAGCAUCAGAGAGCCACACGGGGACGGCCUUGUCUGCCAAGGACAGCGCUGCUGAGAACCUGCUGCUGCUCUCCAACUCCAAGUCCGCUUCCAGCGAGAAGGACGGCUCGCCCAGCCACAGCGGUCAGGACUCCACGGACACCGAGAGCAACAAUGAGGACCGCCCGGCUGGAGCAGCCAGCGGGCUCAUCUAUCUGACCAACCACAUCACCUCCGGGGUGAGGAACGGGGUGCUACCUCUGGUGAAGGAGGAGCAGCAGCGGCAGUACGACGCCAUCCGAGCCAACAUGGAGAUGGCCUCCGAGGGCUUUAAGGUGGUGACGUCGGACGGGGAGCAGGUAAGGGCAUACCGGUGUGAACACUGCCGCGUGCUCUUCCUGGACCACGUCAUGUACACCAUUCACAUGGGCUGCCACGGCUUCAGAGACCCCUUCGAAUGCAACCUCUGCGGUCACAGGAGUCAAGAUCGCUAUGAAUUCUCCUCUCAUAUAACCCGGGGGGAGCACCGCUACUGAGCCCCACACACAUGCACGCAGAAUCACUCACGCACACACACACACACAGACUUGGAACAUGUGUGUCUGCAAUAAAAUCUUACAUAAUGUAAAUUACUGUCCUAAUAGCCCUUUGUGUUUUUAUACAAUGUAUGCAUGUUUGUUGACCACAGAUAAAUAUAUACAGCUAUUAAAAACAUUUACUUUCAUGUCUCCAAGUGUUCAGUGGACAAGAGUAAAUGCGCCAUCGUUCAAAGCUUUUAAGUCAUGUAACGAUACAAAUGUAUAAAUCUGUAUUUUCUUUGUUUCUGUUGUUUUUAUUUCUUUGUAAAACAAGAUCAUUUCUUUUGUGUGCUGAAAAGGAACUAAAUGAAUUAUUUCUGUUGCUGUUUCAAUGAAGCCACAACCCCUGUUAACAGUGGUAUAAAAAUACAGCUAAUAAAAUCAAUCAGCUUAGGAAAAGAAAAACUUACAGCUCCUUACAAGAUGUUUACUUUUCUCUUUAACCUGUCUGGAUGAACGUUCAUUUUAUUUAUAGAAAAGAACACGCCUGUCUGUUUUUGUAUUUAUUACAGUGAUCGAUGUUUGUGGUGUAGAGUAGUAAAAGCUACAUCUGUUCAGCUCUAACAUGUGAGGGGUCCAUGGCUGCUGCUGGAGGUCGUUUUAACACAAGAAAGGGGUUUCAUGGAUAUUUUAGUUUCUAUGUUUUUACCAGGUGGCUAAUGGUGUGACUCAAAAGUGAAGAGGUUUUUUUUUUUUUUUUUUUUUGAGAUGAGCUUUAUGCUUGCAAAAUAUCAAUAAAGGAUAUUUUAUACAUUCACACAGAGCAAAGAGGUGUUUGGUUUUUGGUUGAUUAGUUAAUGUCUUUCAAUUUCACUUUACAGCGAAACUGUGGAAGCAAAUGUAUAUAAAAAAAAACACACAAUCGGAAAAUAUUCAUACUUUCCAAAAAUAAUUAAACAUUUGAGAAGCA